This is a messenger RNA of Clunio marinus, 222 nucleotides long. The record is from the annotation of a GenBank genome assembly. NCBI's taxonomy places the organism in Eukaryota, Metazoa, Arthropoda, Insecta, Diptera, Chironomidae.
AUGUUUGGGAUGAAAUAUGUAGCUGAAACAAUUUCGUUUUUAAAUAAUGGAAACGUUAAGCAGACUCAACUUCCGUCUUCUUUACCUCAACCAAGAAUGAACAUAGGAAAGAUAUUAUCAACUUUACAAUUAUUCAAAUGUGUUUGUAUGCUGCAGACUGAUGAUGAUUACAUGGAUCUCGUUUUAUGUGAAGGAUUUGUUAAAAGAAGAUGUUGCUGUUAA